Messenger RNA from Diaporthe batatas, 711 nucleotides. RefSeq lists its product as uncharacterized. Gene Ontology annotation, molecular function: hydrolase activity. The record is from RefSeq and is a predicted model, not a curated record. The transcript has 3 exons. Bases 1 to 711 code for a protein of 236 amino acids. NCBI's taxonomy places the organism in Eukaryota, Fungi, Ascomycota, Sordariomycetes, Diaporthales, Diaporthaceae.
AUGAAGGCCAACACUAUCGUCCUCGCUGCCACCCAGGCCCUCCUGGCCGCCGCCAACCCCGUUCCCGAGAUCAAAGAGCGCCAGUCUUGCCCUGGUGUCCACGUUUUCGGUGCCCGCGAGACGACCGUGUCUCCGGGGUUCGGCUCGUCUGGCACCGUUGUCAACCUGAUCACACAAACCUAUUCCGGCUCCACCUCCGAGGCCAUUAGCUAUCCUGCAUGUGGUGGCCAGGCAUCUUGUGGUAGUGUUAGCUAUGCAGACUCCGUCAAGCAAGGCGUUUCGGCCGUUGUCAGCGCCGUGAACGCUUUCAACACAAAGUGCCCUAACACGUCAUUGGUGCUCGUGGGCUACUCCCAGGGGGGCCAGAUCUUCGAUGACGCUCUUUGCGGGGGUGGGGACACUGCUGAGGGUAUCAGUAGCACUGCUGUCCCAUUGUCAUCAGCCGCUGUCUCGAAAAUCAAGGCUGCUAUCUUCAUGGGCGACCCACGCUUCGUCGCUGGUCUUCCCUACGAGGUUGGCACUUGCAAGGCUGGAGGGUUCGAUGCCCGUCCCUCCGGCUUUUCGUGCCCUAGUGCCGCCAAGAUCCAGUCGUACUGCGACGCUGCUGACCCUUACUGCUGUAACGGAAGCAAUGCUGCUACGCACCAGGGCUAUGGAAGUGAAUAUGGGCAGCAGGCUCUCACUUUCGUCAAGAGCAAGAUCCCGGCUUAA